This is a messenger RNA of Sphaeroforma arctica JP610, 330 nucleotides long. RefSeq lists its product as hypothetical. The transcript has a single exon. Lineage: Eukaryota; Ichthyosporea; Ichthyophonida. The record is from RefSeq and is a predicted model, not a curated record. The coding region runs from base 1 to 330 and encodes 109 amino acids.
AUGACUUCUGCUCUAUGUCAGAGGACACGUGCAGCACGUCGAAGCCUGCACACACAAGUAAGCUCAAGCAGAACACAGGGUAGAGGCAACACAAGCCGUACGACGAGGACACGUCCAGAGACAGCAAACACAAUGCCAGUCGCACAAGCAUCGUCACGCACAUCUACACCACACAACGGGGAUAGAGCCAUGCAGCUGGACGAUGAGUCCCCACCAACAAGGGCUCCGAUGGAUCCAGCGAUGAGUAAGUACCACAUAGUCUUGGAUAAGACUAUCUAUGAUAGUAGUAGACAUACUAGUAGACACGUUGUAUACGCAGACAGCGGAUGA